AUGUCGGGGCAAAAUAUUGCAGUAAAACUAUGUGGAAUAUUGCAAUCUAAUGGCGAUGAUGAAGUAACAGCACGAGAAUGGCGUUUGGUCGGUCAAGAACAAGACGGGGCGCAAUUAUUGACAUGGAUAUCUGGCAAAGGCGAAGACGUGAUGAACAUUGGAGUAUACAUGAAUAAAGCAAAAACUUUGACUACAUUGUAUACGUUUGAGGAUAAACUUAAUAUAAUACAGGCAUCAGUAAAUUCAACUCAUAGUUUACUAGCUUAUGUGGUAAAAGUUUUACCUCCUGAUGACACCAGCGAGGAUUCUAAAACUAAAGAUGCUUUUUAUCAUCCCUACCUGGUGUCAUUGUUGCCUGACAAAGUAGGUGUUCCAGAAGCUGUAGAAGAAGCUUCCACAAAGCAGAUAAUGCUACAAUUUGUGUAUGGAAAGAGCAAUAAAUAUAGUCCUGGUAUAAGAAACGACAGAUUUUUGCUCUUUAAACACCUGGAAUGUAUCAAAAUAUACCGCUCACCAUUGUUUUUAAAUGAAUGUGACGAUGGUUCUGAGAAAUGGGGAUUUGAUGGCAUUUAUCCAGAACCUGAAACCAUUGUCAAUGUUUUUUCUUGGGCGCAAUGGGACUGUGUGAAUCAAGUCCUAUUCUACAUUCACUAUCGACCACCAACUCAGAGUUUUGCGGAAGGUGAAGAAGUAAAAUCGCCAUCAGAACUCACACCAACACUUUCUGCCCUACAAUUCCAUGCUGAUUUGCCUCAUGAAACAGUGCUCAACAUCCCUCUGAGUUUGCCUCACGUGCCGGGGGCGCACGGUGCGGCGGCAGCAUGCGGCUCGUACGAAGAUGACCCCAUACCCCUGCGCGUGCACGACUGUAGCUUGGACCUCUACAUCGUAUGCGACCAGCGAGGCUUACUUUGUGUGUGCCAUCAUUAUCUUUAUAAGCCAUUAGAUGACUCUACAAGUUCUCUGGUGCUCGAUGAUGUAGAUUUAAAAGAUUCGGGUGUUAAUUUCGCAUAUUCUGUGACGUUGCUGCACCACGGCUGUGUUGUGCACAGUGUGGUGCCCGACCUGCCGUGGUCCCUCGCCAAGUCACUGCGUCCAUCGUAUAUAUUAUAUAACGAUAACCAACUUUUAGUAAACAUACCGAUGCUAUUCACUCAUCUAAUAGACAUAAGUCCCCAUCACGAGCCAUGCUGUCAUAUAGUGAUACCCAUGGAGCCGAGUGAUAGUGGGCCCAGCCUUGCCCCACUGCUGGGAUGGGGGCCUCACAGCAUGGUGGAUUUGAACACCCUAGAUGUGGUCACUAUGGCUAUCACAGACAAGGAUCUAGCUACAACGUUCAAAAGCUACACGGGAAUAGAAAACAAAUUGGCUAUAAUGCAUUAUUUGAUACAACAUGAGAACAACAUGGAUUUGGCAGAAGAGCUGAUCUCGUGGCUGUGCGUGAACCAGCGCGACGGCGCGGGCGCGCUGCAGCGCGUCAUGCAGGAGUACCUGGUGGGCGCCACGCACGCCGUCACUCGCCGCUCGCUGCCCGCCUCCGCCGCGCCGCUCAUGGCCUGGCUGCCGUUCACUCUGCAUCUCAAGUUUGCUGAUAUUAAGGCGGGGCGCGCGUCGGUGUGCGUGUCGGCGUGCGCGCUGUGGCGCGGCGCGGGCGGCGCGGCCGUGGUGCUGGCGCCGCGGCAGCGCGUGGCGCAGUUCGCGGAGGACGUGUGGACGCGGCUGUGGGGCGCGCUGCACGCCGCCGCCGCGCCGCGCGCGCGCCUGCGCGUCUCCGCCGUCGCCGACCGCCUCGCCGUCACGCUCAAGUGCUACCAGCCGGAGGCGCUAUCACGCUGCACCACGCCGAUGUCGCCGAGCGCGCCGGCGCCGCGCCGCGCGUCCCUCGCGCCGCACGACGCGCUGCCCUUCGUCGAGCUGGACGUGUGCACCACCAGCCGGCAGGAACACGUUAUUGCUGCGAUAACUGCCUCGGUGAACCUGCGCGCGGUGAGCGUGCACCUAAUGACGGAGGGCGGCGCGCUGGAGAGCGGCGUGCACGCGCUGGCCACGCGCUGGGCGGCGGCGCAGCUGGACGCGGCGCGCGCGCUGUGCCGCGCCGCCGUGCGCGCCGUCGCGCCGCCCGCCGCCGCCGGCGGCUACCACGUGCGGGGAUUCCCCUUCGUAGAUGAACUGGAUCCGACACACGCGUUAUACCUGUUCAAGACGCUGGAGCAAUACUACGUGGCGACGGACUCGAUCGCCUUCCCGCUGCCGCAGGGCUUCAGCUCGUUCUUCACGUACCUCGGCUACAGGGCGCUGCCCUUCCACGCCUUCGCGCAGUACGUGCACCGCAACGUGCUCGAGCUGCAGAUCGACGUGCUCAAAGCUAUUAUAGCUACAAAGGACAUUGACGCGCGCACGGUGGACAACAAGCUGCGGCUGAUCCAGGCGGUGGGCGAGGCGCGCGGGCGGCGCGCGCUGGCGGCGUGGCCGCACCGCGCCGCGCUGCUGCUGCGCGCGCGCGACCACGCCGCCGCGCUGCUCAGCGGCGGGCCCGCGCCGCGCCGCGACCGCGCGCCGCACCGCCCCGUGCACGACACGGGUAUAGCAGCGCUACCAUCAGGUGAACGUUUGUCCCCUUUAGACACGUUCCUAGACCUCCUGACUGCGAAAGCGAGUCUCAAUGAACUGGAUUUCAAUCUAAUCAUCGAGGCGACGUUGGCGUCCGUACAACAAGAUACUAUUGCA
Molecule: messenger RNA, 2727 nt
Organism: Brenthis ino (lesser marbled fritillary)
Lineage: Eukaryota; Metazoa; Arthropoda; Insecta; Lepidoptera; Nymphalidae
Source: the annotation of a GenBank genome assembly